Molecule: messenger RNA, 1611 nt
Organism: Hansenula ciferrii
Lineage: Eukaryota; Fungi; Ascomycota; Saccharomycetes; Phaffomycetales; Wickerhamomycetaceae
Product: putative transporter
Exons: 1
Coding region: 1-1611 (536 amino acids)
Biological process (GO): L-cysteine transport; transmembrane transport
Cellular component (GO): membrane
Molecular function (GO): L-cysteine transmembrane transporter activity
Source: RefSeq, a predicted model, not a curated record
AUGUCCACUGAUGUUGAAUCAAAUAAAGAGAAGAAUGAUUUAUUAAUCCAAAAAGUUGAAUCAUUAAAUUCAAAUCAAGCUCAUGUUGAUGAAAAAGAUGCUGAUGCUACUUUAAAAUUCUUGGAACAAUAUGGUGAUAAAGUAACUGAAGAUAUUACACCAACAAUAGAGAAAAAAAUUAGAAGAAAAUUAUACAUUUGGUUAGUACCAUUAUUGAUGACUAUAAAUACAAUGUUAUUCUUGGAUAAAUCUGUCUUAUCUUAUGGUAUUUUAUUAGGACUUUUCGAAUCAACAGGUAUAAGUCAUAAACAAUAUAAUGAUUUAAAUUCAAUUUUUUAUGCUGGUUAUUUUUUUGGUCAAAUUCCAUUACAUUUUUUUUUACAAAAAUUUAAUUUUGCUAAAUUUGUUUCAUUAAUUUUAUUUUCUUGGGCUAUAUUAAUUUUUCUUACUGCUACUGCAAAUAAUUAUGGUGGAUUAAUUGUAUUAAGAUUUCUUUUGGGGUUUUUUGAAAGUAUUGUUAUACCAGCUAUUGAAAUUACAUUAUUACAGUUUUUUACUCCAAAGGAACGUGCAAGUAUAAAUCCAUUAUUUUGGAUUAGUUCUCAAGGUCCAACUGAAAUUCUUGGUGGGUUUAUUUCAUAUGGUUUAUUACAUUUGAAAAAUCCAGUCACACCACCAUGGAAAUUAUUUAUGGUUAUUGUUGGUGGUUUAACAUUAUUAAAUGCAACUUGGUCUUUUUUCAUAUAUCCAAGUAAUCCAUCAGAUGCUAAAUUUUUAACUAUUGAAGAAAGAGUUCAUUUAAUUAGAAAAAUUCAACAUGCUACACAUUCAUCAAUUGAACAGAAGACAAUAAAGAAACAUCAAAUUAUUGAAACUAUUAAAGAUCCAUUAACUUGGUUAUUUACUUCUUUUGGUCUUUUAAGUAUGAUUCAUAAUAAUAUUAUGUUUCAAGCAAAUAUCUUAUAUGAAGCUAUUGGUGUGGAAAGAUUAGGUAUAACUCUUAUAGGUGUUGUUGGUGGUUGUUUCGGUUCUGUUUAUUUAUUAUCUGGUGUUUUCUUAAUUCGUUUCUUAAAAGAAGGUCAAUUAAUUGCAAUUUUAUAUGCUGGUAUUCCAGCUCUUGCAGCUUCUUUAGGGAUGGUUUUGAUACCAUGGGAUAAAUCAAUUCCAUUGAUUGCAAUGUUAUUAUUAACUCGUACUUUCGCUUUGGCAUUUAUUGUUGUUGUUGGAUGGUCAACUUCAUCAGCUUCAGGUUAUACUAAGAAAUUUUAUAGAAAUAUCUUUUUCAUGUUUGGUUAUUGUGUUGCAAAUGUUAUUUCACCACAAAUUUGGACAGAAGGUAAAGGAAAUGAAUCACCAAGAUAUUAUACUGCAUGGAGUAUUCAAAUUGUUAUUUCAUUCUUCAUACCACUUGUUAUUGCAGUUAUAAUUCAUGUUAUUUUGAAAAAACGUAAUAAUGAAAGAUUGAAAUAUAUUGAAGAAAAUCCUGAUGCUCAAUAUGGUCAGGUUGUUGUUACUGAUCCUAAUACAGGUGAACAAGUUAUUGAAAAAGUUGAAAUUGCUAAUUUGGAUUUAACAGAUUUAGAAAAUAAGACUUUUAUAUAUCCAUUAUAG